AUGUCGAAGAACCCAGAAGAAAACUAUGCUCGAGACAUAGUUGGAGCUGAAAUUCAAGAAAACCCAGGUGCAAUUUCAGAACAAAUGAGUGGGUAUCAAUCAAGAAAUGAGAGCCAUUCUGUUUCAAUGUUUGCAAAUUCGCAAUGUAUCGCAAUCCAGAUGAACAUUUCUAAGUUGGGAAUGGACGGAAUGGACCAAAUUGAAAUAUUCAGAAAACCCAGAUGA
Molecule: messenger RNA, 225 nt
Organism: Prunus armeniaca (apricot)
Lineage: Eukaryota; Viridiplantae; Streptophyta; Magnoliopsida; Rosales; Rosaceae
Source: the annotation of a GenBank genome assembly